Molecule: messenger RNA, 843 nt
Organism: Aureobasidium uvarum
Lineage: Eukaryota; Fungi; Ascomycota; Dothideomycetes; Dothideales; Saccotheciaceae
Source: the annotation of a GenBank genome assembly
AUGUUCGAGUAUGCAGUCGACAAGGAUAGUGAACUUGCUGGGUUAUUGCAAAAGGGCAAGGGAUACAGGAUCAAACUCGCGACCAGGGACUUGGGCAUAAAAUGGUGGACCUAUGUUGACGAUCCUUCACUACCUAUCGACGACAAAAUACUAUCACGGCCCUCAGAAACACCGAGAUUGGUCAACAGUAAACCCUCAGCCGGCCAUGCUGGUUUCAAAGUCGUAGAUUGUGUACCUUGGCCACCGAACAUCUCUACACAUCUGUCUCUCAUCGCCGCAACAGACACCACUCCAACCCUCCUCGAAAUCUGCAUCGCAAACCCAACCUCACAGCCAAUAUCCAUACAAUUCCGUGGUACACAACGAUAUCUCGCUCCUCGCGAUCUCCUAGGCGAUCGCACAACCACAAGACCAAAGCUAUACCGUACCCUAGAACCAGAAGCACCACUCUCAUCUUUCGGUCUCGCCAUCACAAACGCCACCACAAAAGCGACAAUCCCGACUCACAGACCACGCCCGGGAUGUUUGGGUCUAACGGCAGGAAAUAUCGAUCCAAGACCCAGAAGCAAAGAUCUGUUUACUCUGGAGCCUGGGCAACAGAUACUUAGACACAUUGCUCUUGAUCCCAUACUCUAUGGUCACGAUGAUGGGGUUUACAUUGUCGGAUUGAGAGAGCAGAGAUUUUGGUGGUGUGUAGGCAGCAAAGAAGACAUUUGCGAGGAAGAUGAUGAUGAUGCGAGGGUUGAGAAAGAGUUGUUCAGUAGAGAUAUACCGCCUUUGGUGAUCAAGUCUGGAGAUACUGUUGAGUUGAAGGUGGUCAAUGGGGAAGUGGUCGAGGAGUAG